Messenger RNA from Budorcas taxicolor (takin), 1205 nucleotides. It is a transcript of the gene PTRH1, whose product is annotated as peptidyl-tRNA hydrolase 1 homolog. The record is from RefSeq and is a predicted model, not a curated record. The transcript is spliced from 4 exons. NCBI's taxonomy places the organism in Eukaryota, Metazoa, Chordata, Mammalia, Artiodactyla, Bovidae. Bases 78 to 905 code for a protein of 275 amino acids. Gene Ontology annotation, molecular function: peptidyl-tRNA hydrolase activity.
GGCUGCGCGCUUAGUUGCUCAGUGGUGUCCGACUCUUUGCGACCCCAUGGACUGUAGCCCGUCAGGCUCCUCUGUCCAUGGGAUUCUCCAGGCAAGAAUACUGGAGUGGGUUGCCAUGUCCUCCUCGCGGAGAUCUUCCCGACCCAGGGAUGGAAUCCAGGUCUCCCACACUGCAGGCGAAUUCCUUACCGUCUGAGCCACCAGAGAAGCCCAAGAAUACUGGAGUGGCAGGCCUGGGAAACCCUGGACUGCCUGGCACGCGGCACAGCGUGGGCAUGGCAGUGCUGGGGCAGCUGGCGCGGCGGCUGGGGGUGGCGGAGAGCUGGGCACGCGACCGGCGCUGUGCCGCGGACCUCGCCCUGGCCUCACUCGGAGAUGCCCAGCUGGUCCUGCUCCAGCCACGGAGGCUCAUGAACCUCAACGGGCACAGUGUGGCCCGGGCGGCGGAGCUGUUUGGACUGACUGCUGAGGAAGUUUACCUGGUACACGAUGAGCUGGACAAGCCGCUGGGGAAAGUGGCUCUGAAGUUGGGAGGAAGCGCCAGGCAAUGCCACGACUGCGGGUGGGCAUCGGGAGGCCGACCCACCGGGACGCAGUGCAGGCCUACGUGCUGGGCCGCUUCUCCCCUGCUGAGCAGGAGCUGCUGCCUCCAGUGCUGGAGCGUGCUGUGGACCUGCUCCUGGACCACAUCCGCCAGCGGAGCCAGGGGUCUUCGUCGGGCCCCUGAGGCCAUGGACUUGGCUGUUUGCUCAACUGUCAUGCCUGCACCCAUCCACCCAUCCACAGAGGUGCCACGCCGGCCUGUGGAGUCUUUUAUUAUUUUUUUUAAUAUCACUCUUCUCUGGGCUGCCCCAGGCUGCCUGUGGACUAACGCGGGGACUGUGACCAGAACAGUCCUUCUCUAGGAUAGGAGGUUGAUCUUCUUUCCGUCUCCUACUUCGAAAGUAGGGAAACUUCAGGAAGACUAAGCUUUUUGAACCUUUUCUGAGGAGCAGAGGUGUGGAUCUGUAAGAAUAAAGGUGCCAGCUUAGAAGCUGAAGCCUCCGUGGGGGUGUUCCCACCCCUCCCCUGCCUGUGGAGGAGGGGCCCACAGGGUCCAGCAGGCUCCCCUCCCAGGGGAUGUGUGGGUGCGUCUGGGUCCACUGAGGCCUUGACACACCUUUUCAGCCCAUUUUACAGAUGGGGAAGUGGAGGCUUUAGAGAGG